AUUAAUGAAAACACGAUUACACGUAUUUUAUAUUUUCAUUUUGUUAAAUAAAUACAAAAGAAAAAACUAUAAAAAAUAAAUUUGUUUUUCUUAUAGAGAUAAGAUAAUAAGAAAAACGAGAAUGGAUAACAACGGUGAUGAUUUAUUAAGUUUUAAGGAAUUUCCACCUGUACAUGGGCAAACGAGUGCACCAAGAGCUCAAAUUAGCAUUAAUUCACCUACUAGAUCAACAUUUGGUAAUAAAGAUCCUUUAGAUGAAUUAAUUGAUGAUAUGUCAAGAAGUGUUCAGACUAUGAACAACGAUAAUUAUUCAAAUUCUGGCAUUCCACCGCUACCAAUCGAUGAUGAUGAUCCAACAUUAAGCGGUCAAACACGAAUCCCUAAACCAUCACCAAUUACUAUAGAAUUUUACCAAAAAUAUUUUAAUGUCGAUACAGCAAUGGUAAUUGAACGAAUAGUAAAUUCAAUUGUACCAAGAAAAGCCCCACCCGAUUAUUUAAAAACUUAUAUCGGCAAAAAUCCAGAUUUAUACGGACCAUUUUGGAUAUCAGCAACAUUGAUUUUUUCUAUAGCUAUUACUGGUAAUAUAGCUGAUUAUUUGCAAAGAGCUGAUUUAAAUUAUGAAUGGAAAUAUAAUUUUCAUUUAGUUUCAUAUGCAGCUACAGCUAUAUAUAUUUAUGCAUGUUUUGUUCCAAUUUCAUUAUGGGCAAUCUUUAAAUGGACUUUAAAACCCAAUGAGGAUAAUUUAGACACUGAUUCGGCGACUUAUACACCCAGUUUAAUGUCAUUGAUGUGUGUUUAUGGAUAUUCUCUUGCCGUAUUUAUUCCAGUCUCAAUUUUAUGGGUCAUACAAUAUUCUAUUCUUCAGUGGAGUUUGGUUUUGAGUGCAGCAUUAAUAUCUGGACUUGUAUUAAUAUUAGUUCUAACGCCUGCAAUAAGAAACUCAAAAAUUUCUAUGUUUUUAAUUGUUGGAAUAAUUUUAGCACAUUUCUUAUUGGCAGCCGGCUUCAUGUUAUAUUUCUUUCACGUACCAAAUUCAACAGCAAAAAUAAUUCAACCUGUUACAGAAAAAUUAAUUCAACCAGUAACAAGUGUUAUUAAUAUUGUGCAAAAAAAUAAUAAUAGUACAUCUUAGAAUUUCUAAUAAAUUAAUUUUUUUUUGGCUUGUUGCUGAAAUUUUUUAAAGUAUUUGGUAUAGCUUUUACAUAUUAUACAUUAAUAAUGUGUCUAUAAAAAUAAUUAUAUGAAUAAAAUAAAAAAAAAAUGUAUUUC
Messenger RNA from Condylostylus longicornis, 1272 nucleotides. Its product is annotated as protein YIPF1. The record is from RefSeq and is a predicted model, not a curated record. The coding region runs from base 122 to 1135 and encodes 337 amino acids. Gene Ontology annotation, cellular component: membrane; Golgi apparatus. NCBI's taxonomy places the organism in Eukaryota, Metazoa, Arthropoda, Insecta, Diptera, Dolichopodidae. Gene Ontology annotation, biological process: vesicle-mediated transport. Gene Ontology annotation, molecular function: small GTPase binding. The transcript is spliced from 7 exons.